Dermochelys coriacea (leatherback sea turtle) is the source of this 1248-nucleotide messenger RNA. Its product is annotated as zinc finger protein 239-like. Lineage: Eukaryota; Metazoa; Chordata; Testudines; Dermochelyidae. The transcript is spliced from 4 exons. The record is from RefSeq and is a predicted model, not a curated record. The coding region runs from base 124 to 1248 and encodes 374 amino acids.
UGUUUCCACUGGAAGUAUCAGGCUGGAGUCUCUCAGCAUCUUGUGCACUGAGGGGUUGGAUCCAAUUGAUGAGCUCUCCUUGGAACACCUUUGGGAAUAACGCUUCCAAGCGCCAAACCUGCCAUGAUCUCCCGGAUGGAGCGCGGGGAGGAGCCAAGCAUCCUGAUUCUCCAGGACUCCAAGGAAAGGGAGAGCCUGAGAGAAGGUGCCAGGACAGCGAGUGAGAACGAGGAGGCGAAUCCCCAGCAGGAAGGGUCCACGGGAACAGAGCUGCACAGGACGUGGGGAGGAGCCAGCAAGAGCCCAGGUGGGGCAGGACAGCAGCAGGGAGAGCCCCUGGAGGAGAAUGAAGCUGGCCCGGGGGACAAACCCUACCAGUGCACCCAGUGCCUAAAACGCUUCAGCCGCAGCUCCAACCUGCUCCGUCACCGGCGCUGCCACACGGGUGAAAAGCCGUUUCGCUGCACCGUGUGUGGGAAGGGCUUCACACAGCGCGGGAACCUCACGGAGCACAGCCAUGUCCACGCUGGGGAGCGUCCCUUCCAGUGCCCCCAGUGCGGGAAGGCCUUCACCCGGAGAGCCUCCCUGCGCCAGCACCGCCGCAGCCACACGGGAGAGCGGCCCUACACGUGCCUCAAGUGCGGGAAGGGUUUUGGGGUGAGCUCUGCACUCGUGGUCCACCAACACAUCCACACCGGGGAGCGGCCCUACCGGUGCAGGGAGUGUGGGCACAGCUUCUGCCGCAGCUCCAACCUGGAAUGGCACAGCCAGCGAGCGCCCCUACCACACCGGUGCACCCACACCAGGGAGCGGCCCUACACCUGUGCCGAGUGCGGGCGGCGCUUCGGGGAGAGCUCCAACCUCAUCAAGCACCAGCGGGUGCACUCGGGGGAGCAGCCCUACAAGUGCCCCCAGUGUGGGAAAGGGUUCAGCUGCCACUCCAACCUGUUGCACCACCAGCGCACCCAUGUGGACACCAAGCCCUUCAAAUGCCCUGACUGUGAGAAGGGCUUCACCCAGAGCAGCCGAUACAUCCAGCACUGCCGGGUCCACACCGGCCAGAAGCCCUACCAGUGCCCCCAGUGUGGGAAGGGCUUCAGCCAGAGAUCCCACUACACCUACCACCAGCGCAGCCACACCGGAGAGCGGCCCUUCUGCUGUGCCGGCUGCGGGAAGAGCUUUAGCCGCAGCUCCAACCUGAUCCGGCACCAGAGAAUCCACAGCGAGGGGACCCCUGCCAUCCAAUGA